Molecule: messenger RNA, 792 nt
Organism: Ceratotherium simum simum (southern white rhinoceros)
Lineage: Eukaryota; Metazoa; Chordata; Mammalia; Perissodactyla; Rhinocerotidae
Gene: CD38
Product: CD38 molecule
Biological process (GO): positive regulation of B cell proliferation
Cellular component (GO): plasma membrane
Molecular function (GO): phosphorus-oxygen lyase activity; NAD+ nucleosidase activity, cyclic ADP-ribose generating
Source: RefSeq, a predicted model, not a curated record
UUUUGGGUAAUUAUGCUCCAAAAAUAUGUUUGAAAUCUGAUUAUUCCUGUUUUAUUUUAUUUUCCACGUUUUAUUUCACAGAGAUAAAGACUGCCAAAAGAUACAGGAGGCGUUCAUAAAGUCAUUUACUUCUAAGGACCCUUGCAACGUUACAGAACAAGACUAUCAACUGUUCAUAGAGCUGACGAAUCAAAUUGUACCCUGCGACAAGACUGUCUUUUGGAGCAAAACAAAGGAGCUGGCGCAUCAGUACACGGAGAUCCAGCAGGAGAUGUUCACCCUGGAAAACACGCUGCUGGGUUACAUUGUCGACGGUCUCCGGUGGUGUGGAGACGCGGGCUCUUCUGAAAUAAACUAUAAAUCUUGUCCAGACUGGAGGGAAGAAUGCUUCAACAACUCUGUUUCUGUAUUCUGGAACGCGGUUUCCAAAAGGUUUGCAGAAGAUGCCUGUGGUGUGGUCCAUGUGGUGCUCAAUGGGUCCCUCAUUAAAGCCUUUGAUGAAAAAAGCACUUUUGGACGUGUGGAAAUCCGUAAUUUGCAUCCACAGAAGGUUCAUACACUGCAGGCUUGGGUGAUGCAUAGCAUUGGAGGAACUGCCAGCAUCUCAUGUUCGAGUUCCUCCAUAUUUAAUCUGAAAACGAUUAUAAAUGAAAGGAAUAUUACAUUUACCUGCCAGGAUAACUACAGGCCUCUCAAGUUUCUUCAGUGUGUGAAAGAUCCUGAGCAUUCAUCUUGUACAUCCGAGAUAUGAGCCAAUCUCACGGUUGUUUCAGAUCUUUGAGCGCUUGCAGU